AGUUGCCCUUAAGCUAUAGGUGGUGGCAGGAACCUGUGAAAUGGUCUUAAGGUGGAAACCAAGUGCGGAUUGGAACUCCAUAGAAUUUGUAUUUAUAAUGCAUAUUUGGUUUUAUAUUGGAGAGGUCUCUAACCCCAACCAUGGUUUGGGUAAAUGUCGUAGUUUUUUCCCGUACCAUGAUUUAGAAAAGUCUAACUGAAAAUAAAACACGUUAUCAUUAGAAUCUUGAUUCAAUACUUCCAAGAUUCUGAGUUUGUAUGAUGUGGUUGGGUGCGAGUGUUCUCUGCCUAAAUCGGAAGCACAAAACACUAAAGGCAAUUUUUCUCGGUCCAAACACGCUGUUAAGCGGCAACUUUGUCAUUGAAGAAGGAAGCAAUCUGCUUAACAGUGAUCAAAGCAUAUUUUGUCAAGUGCGUGAAUGUAAGCACAGAUUUGCCCCUUAGUUGAAAAUAUGUGGCUGCAAGUCCUGCGCGUACUUUGUCUUCCUCGAGGUUUUGUUUGAUCACGUACCAAAAGAGUAUUACACAAGCAGCAAACAAAUUCUUAUUAUGAGCAGGCAAAGCAAAAAUCUUUUGCAGGAUAGAUUCAGUGGAAAUGUGAUACGGUGGGCCUAUGCAAUUCAAAGCUCGACAUGACGUACCACAGCCAGUAGGUACUGCUCUCUAAGUCGCAGCAGUUAUACAGCUCAGAUAUUCAACGCUGCUGAUCAAAAUUCAGAUACUAAGAAGUUCAUGGACGGUCAAAACCCAAAAACAAGAGCACAGCAACUAACAACUAAGCUGGAGACUAAUUUUUUGGUGGGUGGACUGUGGGGCAUAUAACAUUCAUAUGCCUCCAAUAAGUCAGCAGAUCUUUGAAUGUAUACACCACGCUUGACAGAGUUGGAUUCACUUUUAAGCUUUUCUGACUUCUGAGUAUACUUAGGAAGUGAUGAAAUUCUAAGAACAAUCCAAGUGCAUGAUUAAUUUGAUGAGAUACUCUAAUUGGCUAUUCAACAUACUAAUCAAUGAUGAUGUAACAAAAGAAAAAAAAAACUAUGACGAACACUAACUAAUAAUGAAGGAUCACAAGUCAGGCUGUAAAGUAUUCACCAUCCACUCUUUCAUGCAUUUACUCGUGUUGUACUUUCCCUGCUUAAAUCAUUCUUGUUAUAUGCGUUUGUAGAAGAAAUUUUAAACAAUCUCAAACUCAUUCGUAUAUUAACUCAAUCAAAAAGGUCGUCACAUCCACGAAAAAUAUUAUCUUAAAAAUGAAAGAUGAUUAUAAGAUAAUGCUGUGUUUUCACUUUUCACUUUUCACACCUAGAUUCAUCGAGUGGAACUCAAUGGUGCUUGGCCCAGUGUAAUGCGAGUGAGCAAUUAUUUAGAACAUAAGCUGGAAGCUCCUCUCUUACAGUGCCAAGCUGUGUGAGUAUGUGACUUUCUGUUCCAGAAAAUGCAUUUUUGGGCUGGUCGUCCAUAUGGGUAAUAAUUUUCUAUAAAGGCAACUGGGUACUGCCAGUUCUCCUACUCUGUCUUGCUUCCUAAGGCUCUCCCACAUUCAAGCUUUAUAUAUCAGUAGGUGACCCUUUCUGUUCACUCCUCAACCAAAACUUAUGGUCCAAGCACUUUUCUAUCUUAAAGAAAGCACUUAUAUAAUUACCAAUGCUCCUUAGAAACUUCUUAAGAAAAAUACCUAUAUAUAUGCUACCUUAAAAGAUCUAAAAAUAUUUGCCAUAUUAAAAGUGGUAAAAAGAUGAUAUGAUCCUCCAAGUUACCUUGGGGAAGCAGGUAUAUAGCUACAUAUAUACACGCGUCUGUGUAAAUUUUUUGGUCCAUACAUCAACUAUUGAUACCAUGUUGAGGAACAGUCGUUAGCUGAAUAUGCCAAUAUACCAACUUGAGAAAAUUGCUACCUAACCAAAGCACUCUCAUAAAGAUUCUUCACUAAGUUUUCAGAGAAUAAUAAAAGGAGAAGUGUAGUCAAAGAUUAACAUUUAUACUCUCAACGUAUAACACCUUCCAAAUCCAAUACUAGAACUUUGAUGGUGCCAUAAUCAAGUUGGCUUGUGAAUAAAGUUGACAGGGAAAACACUAAGUAUUUGUUUAGAGAAGAUAAAUCCACUGUUAACUUCAUAGCUUUUGGCAGUCAUAUCUGUCAUUUGGGCUUAUUCUAAGGUUUGUUAACAACACAAACUACUUGCUCUCACACCCUUAAAGCCAGUCCUGUUUAUAAGCACCUUAGGGGAAAGUGGAGCCAUCAUUCCAAGGAAAAGAGAAAAAAAAAACAGAGAAAGAAAACGGGAGAUAACAGGCCUGGGAGAGGAAAAGAGUGUUAUUGACUGUGGUGCAAUAAUGGCAACACCAAAACAGCCAUAUGAGCAACACCAACAACAAACAAAUGUGCAGCGUGUGAGAAAUUCAGGGAUGAUUAACGUCAACCAGAGUCCAAUGAGGGAUGACAAGGAAGAGGAGAUGUCAAGAUCAGCUUUGGCAAUGUUCAGAGCAAAGGAAGAAGAAAUUGAGAGGAAGAAAAUGGAGGUGAGGGAUAAGGUUCACGCUUAUCUGGGUCGAGUAGAGGAGGAAACAAAACGCUUGGCUGAGAUUAGAGAAGAGCUUGAGGGUCUGACAGAUCCAUUGAGGAAGGAAGUUGCAAUGGUUAGAAAGAAGAUAGACAGUGUGAACAAAGAGUUAAAGCCACUGGGCCAAACCUGCCAGAGAAAGGAAAAAGAAUAUAAGGAAGCCCUUGAUGCUUUCAAUGAGAAAAACAAGGAAAAAGCUCAACUUGUUACCAAACUAAUGGAGCUGGUGACUGAAAGUGAGAAGUUGAGGAUGAAGAAGUUGGAGGAGUUAAGCAAAAACGUAGAUACCCUGAACUGAAAUUAAUGCUAAUACAAGUAACCUUACUUCUGUGUGAUGUAACUAGAACCAUGUGGUUGUAUUGUAAUGUGACAUAAUUUGUGAUUUCAUUGUAUUUUGAGAAUUUGAUUAGGAAAUCUGCAUUAGACAGACACCUAAAUUCUGAACAUUGCAAAAGUUCUUGUCAUUUGAUUGAGAUGUGUAUUCAAACUGAACAUUCAGAAACAUCUAUUUUUUUUU
Messenger RNA from Vigna angularis (adzuki bean), 3077 nucleotides. RefSeq lists its product as uncharacterized. The coding region runs from base 2334 to 2858 and encodes 174 amino acids. The record is from RefSeq and is a predicted model, not a curated record. The transcript is spliced from 4 exons. NCBI's taxonomy places the organism in Eukaryota, Viridiplantae, Streptophyta, Magnoliopsida, Fabales, Fabaceae.